CCUCCACUACAGAAAAAAGAAACGAGAAAUAUCACGGCCAUGGCCCUCGCAAGUCAAGGGUCCCGACUCCCGAGUCCCGACGAGGACGAAGGCAAGCGGCCGCCCGCGCUUGACGAUUCCGCCGCUCAGGACACCAGCCGAACACAGGUGAGGUGACUAGCGCGGCAUCCCCGCGCAUAUAUCAACCCACAUCGAUUUGCAACUUGCUUUAGCCACCAGUCCACCACCACCACCACCAACCCGCGCGUCCCGUGCCGCGCCUAUCCACAGCGAAAAGCCACGAUGCGGCGGCGGCCGCCGCCGCCAGCGCUGAGGCUGAGCGCGCUGUUGCUGCUGCUGUUCUUCCUCUGCCUGUGCGCGUUCCCCGCGCCGGCGCGGUCGCAGAACACGACCGCGGCCACGGCGGCGCCGGCGUCCGUCGAGGGGUUCAACUGCUCCGCCAACCGCACGUACCCGUGCCAGGCGUACGCGCUCUACCGCGCCGGCUUCGCGAGCGUGCCGCUCGAUCUGGCCGCCAUCGGCGACCUCUUCGCCGUCAGCCGCUUCAUGGUCGCGCACGCCAACAACCUCUCCACCGCCGCCGUGCCGGCCAACGGGGAGCCGCUGCUCGUGCCGCUCCAGUGCGGGUGUCCCUCCGGGUCACCCAACUCGUACGCGCCGAUGCAGUACCAGAUCGCCCCGGGGGACACCUACUGGAUCAUCUCCACCACCAAGCUGCAGAACCUCACGCAGUACCAGGCCGUGGAGCGCGUGAACCCCACGCUCGUGCCCACCAACCUCGACGUCGGCACCAUGGUCACGUUCCCCAUCUUCUGCCAGUGCCCGGCCAAAGACGACAACGCCACCGCGCUCGUCACCUACGUCAUGCAGCCCGGGGACACCUACUCGUCCAUUGCCGCCGACUUCUCCGUCGACACCCAGUCGCUCGUCUCCCUCAACGGGCCCGAGCCCAGGACGCAGCAGUUCGCCGAGAUACUCGUGCCGCUCCGCCGCCAGGUGCCGAAUUGGCUGCCCCCAAUCGUGCUCCGGAACAACGCCUCCACGACGCCAGCGUCCCCGCCGCCCUCGGCCUCUCCCAACGCGACCGUGGUGAGCGACGACCGGAACGGGGUGGUCACCGGCCUUGCCGUCGGGCUGGGCAUCGUCGGCGCGCUCUGGCUGCUGCAGAUGCUGCUGCUGGUCUGCUUGUGCAGACGGCUCAAGGCGAAGGGACGACGAGGUGACUCGGUGGCAAGCGGCGACGGCGUCGAGGGCGGCAGGUUCGCUAAGAACUCGUCCGCCGGCGGCGGCGGCGGCGUUGGCGGGGAGAGAUUCCUGGUCAGCGACAUAUCUGAGUGGCUGGACAAGUACAGGGUGUUCAAGGUGGAGGAGCUGGAGCGUGGCACCGGGGGAUUCGACGACGCGCACCUCGUCAACGGCAGCGUGUACAAGGCCAACAUCGACGGCGUGGUGUUCGCCGUGAAGAAGAUGAAGUGGGACGCCUGCGAGGAGCUCAAGAUCCUGCAAAAGGUGAACCACAGCAACCUGGUGAAGCUAGAGGGGUUCUGCAUCAACUCGGCGACGGGCGACUGCUACCUGGUGUACGAAUACGUGGAGAACGGGUCGCUUGACCUGUGGCUGCUGGACCGCGACCGCGCGCAGCGCCUGAACUGGCGCGCGCGCCUGCACAUCGCGCUCGACCUCGCCCACGGCCUGCAGUACAUCCACGAGCACACCUGGCCGCGCGUGGUGCACAAGGACAUCAAGAGCAGCAACGUCCUCCUGGACGCCCGCAUGCGCGCCAAGAUCGCCAACUUCGGCCUCGCCAAGACGGGCCACAACGCCGUCACCACACACAUCGUGGGCACCCAGGGGUACAUCGCGCCCGAGUACCUCGCCGACGGCCUCGUCACCACCAAGAUGGACGUGUUCGCCUACGGGGUCGUCCUGCUGGAGCUGGUGUCCGGGCGCGAGGCCGCGGACGAGAGCGGCGAGCCGCUGUGGGCGGACGCCGAGGACAGGGUGUUCCGGGGCCGCGACGAGAGGCUGGAGGCCCGCGUCGCGGCGUGGAUGGACCCGGCGCUCGCGGAGCAGACGUGCCCGCCGGGGAGCGUGGCCAGCGUGGUCAGCGUGGCCAGGGCGUGCCUGCACAAGGACCCGUCCAAGCGCCCCAGCAUGGUGGACGUAGCCUACACGCUGUCCAAGGCGGACGAGCACUUCGCCGACUACUCCGGUGAGAGCGUGUCGGUUGACGGCAGCGGCGACAUCGCUGCUCGGUGAACCAUCCUUCGUUUGGCUAGCACUCCUACUCACUAGUAAUAGGUUUCUUAGUCAUCAGUUCGCGUUGUACAGUAAAUGUUAAAGGUCUAGCGUCUAGCGAGCGGGGGACGAGUCAGCAGUGAGUAUAUUGAAUAAUAACGCCGGCAUUCUGCGAGCCUGCGAGGUUCGUGAAAUCUAUCGACUUGAUGUGUAUAUAUACUCUUAUAUAGUACUAUUAUGUAAAUGAGGAUUAAUCCGUGUCUUUUUUUUGCGAUUA
Messenger RNA from Sorghum bicolor (sorghum), 2515 nucleotides. Its product is annotated as serine/threonine receptor-like kinase NFP. Gene Ontology annotation, molecular function: ATP binding; protein kinase activity. Lineage: Eukaryota; Viridiplantae; Streptophyta; Magnoliopsida; Poales; Poaceae. The transcript has 2 exons. The record is from RefSeq and is a predicted model, not a curated record. The coding region runs from base 283 to 2259 and encodes 658 amino acids. Gene Ontology annotation, biological process: protein phosphorylation.